AUGCCCUACGUCUGUGUGACCUAUGAUACAUCAUCGGGAUUCUUGGACACGACACUCCCUGCUAUGGAUCUUUCUGCUUGUGGUAUUAUGGCUUUGGCAAAGCUUCCUCGAUUACAGCAUCUCACCCUUUAUGGCACCGAGCAGCCGGAAUUACAGCAAGCGUUGGAAGAUUUCAUGACAGAAUCAUGCAAAUGCAGUUAG
Molecule: messenger RNA, 201 nt
Organism: Lichtheimia ornata
Lineage: Eukaryota; Fungi; Mucoromycota; Mucoromycetes; Mucorales; Lichtheimiaceae
Exons: 2
Coding region: 1-201 (66 amino acids)
Source: RefSeq, a predicted model, not a curated record